AUGUCUAAUAUACAAGUGGUUGUAAGGUGUAGGGAAAGAAAUACACAAGAAAUUAAAGCAAAAUCACCAAUUGUAUUAGAAUUAACAAAUGAUACUUUUUCAUCUACUGAAUCUUAUAUUACAAUAAAUCAUUCAUUAUCAUCAAAUACAUCUUCUUUCAACAAUUCAUUCUCAGAAUUAAAUAAUAAUCAAAAGAAAACCUAUAAACUUGAUCAAAUUUAUGGUUCUCAAGCUGAUCAAUCUUUAAUUUAUCAAAAUAUAGGUCAACCACUACUAAGAGAUUUUUUAAAUGGUAUGAAUGUUACUAUAUUAGCUUAUGGUCAAACAGGUACUGGUAAAACUUAUACAAUGUGUGGUAUAGAUAAGGAUUGUGAUCCAAAUAAUAAUGAAUUAGCUGGUAUCAUACCAAGAUUAUUACGUGAAUUAUUUGAAAAUUUGUCAUCGACAACUGAAAAUGAUUAUAUUAUUAAAAUAUCAUAUCUUGAAAUUUACAAUGAAGAAUUAAUAGAUUUAUUACUGAAUACUGCAAAGAAAUUAAAAAUUCAUGAAAAAUUAUCAUCAAAUAAUAAGAAAUCAAAAUCUAUUAAUAUUUCAAAUUUAUCUGAAUAUUGUAUAAAUGAUUUACAACAAGGUUUAAAAUUUCUAAAAAUGGGAUUAAAUAAAAAAAAAACUGCUUGUACAAAUUUGAAUGAAUCAAGUUCGAGAUCUCAUACAAUUUUUCAAAUUAAAUUAAUCAAAAAGGAUAAUAAUAAUGAUAUUUAUCGAGUAUCUAAAAUGAAUCUCGUUGACUUAGCAGGUAGUGAAAAUAUUAGUAGAAGUGGAUCUAUAGUUAAAGAAGCUGGUGGUAUAAACCAAUCUUUAUUAACUUUAGGAAGAGUUAUUAAUUCAUUAACUGAUUCUAAAAUUAAACAUAUACCAUAUAGAGAAUCAAAAUUAACUCAUAUUCUACAAGAUUCAUUAGGUGGAAAUACAAAAACUACAUUAAUCGCAACCGUUUCACCAGCAAAAUUAAAUAUUGUAGAAACUGCUUCAACUUUAGAUUAUGCUUGUAAGGCUAAAAAUAUUAAAAAUUUACCUAUAAAUGGUAAUGAUUCAGAAUUAAUAUUAAAAAAGACAUUGAUCAAAAACAUAUCACAAGAAUUGAGUCAAAUGAACUUAGAUUUAAUUGCAUCAAGAAAUAAAAAUGGUAUAUAUUUAGAUCCUGAAAAUUAUAAAUUAUUGACCAACGAAAAUGAAUCAUUUAAAACUCAAUUAAAAGAAAAUAAUCUUAAAAUUGAACUGUUGAAUAAUAAAUGUAGUAAUUUAGAAACCACCAAAAUUGAAAAUCAAUUAGAAAUUAAUAACUUACUUAAAGAAAACCUAUCAAUAAAUGAAAAAUAUAACAAUCUAAAAUCAGAUUAUGAUUUAUUAUUAUCAAAAUUGAAUGAAAAAGAUUUAGUGAUUAAUAAAUUAAAUGGUCAAGUGAAUAAAGUCUUGGAAAAGUCGUCAAAUUCAGCAACUAUUUUGGUUAAUUUAUUAUCUGAUCAUUUAAAUUCAUCAAUUAAUUUACUAAAUAAUACUUUAAAUUUAAAUAAUCAAGAAAAUGCAACGAAAUUAUCCAAUUUUCAAGUGGAGUUUAAAAAGAAGUUAAAUAAAUAUAAACAAAAUCUUCAGUCUUCAAUUAAAUCAUAUCAAUCUAAAGUUGAUUCGGUUAUAAACAAAGAUGUUCAAGAAGUUAUAUUUAUUUUCCAAUCAAAUUUUCAAUCACUCUUAAAAUUUCAUAAUGGUAUGCAUCAAAAUUCACAAAAUAUAAUUAUGGAUUUCAAAAUUAUGAAUGAAAAAUUAUCAGGAUAUUUGAAAGAAAAUUAUUUAGAUGAUUUGGAAAAUAAUUUAAAUAUAAAUUUAAAAAAUUUAUUAAAUACUGAAUUCCCACCAAUGAUUGAAAAGUUUAGGCUAUUGAUGAAUCAAGAACUUACUAAACUGAUAAAUAAUGUAAUGAAUCAAUAUGAAAAAGUAGCUAGUGAUGAAAUUUUAAAAGAGAAGGAGAAUAUAUUAAAGAUGGAACUGAACUGGCAUGAAGGAAUAAGGAGUAUCCUACCAAAUUUUGAAAAUAAUUUGUUGAAACAAGAUGAAUUAUUCAAAUCAACUGAAGAUAAUAUUAAACAUAUAAAUAUUAAAAAAUUUGAAAAAGCACGUUUGGAAAAUAAUAUAAAAGUGGAUAAUCUACCCGAUGUUUCACAAUUGGAAAAUAUAACUAAAGAAGUAUCAAAUACUACAAAUUUAUUAAAUUCAAACUUAAAUGAAAUUAAUGAAAAUCUUGUAAAUUUACAACUGUUUGAUGUUAAAGAUGCAUUUAAAGUAUCUCCAUUUAAAGAACGAAUUAUACAAUUAUCACAUAUGAAAAAUAAGACAACUAGAUCAAGAUCUCCAUCAAAAAUACCGACAUUACACAGAUCAAAAUCUGAUCUUGAUGAAGAAACUAUACAACCGUUUAAUAAGAAACGAAAGAUAUUACAACCAUUAGAUUCCAACUAUUUAUAG
Molecule: messenger RNA, 2520 nt
Organism: Insectozyma verbasci
Lineage: Eukaryota; Fungi; Ascomycota; Pichiomycetes; Serinales; Debaryomycetaceae
Source: the annotation of a GenBank genome assembly